GAAAUCGAUACCGAAUUAGGACAAACCGUUACUGCUGGAUUAGCGAGUGCCGAAACAUUCGACGACGACGCCACCACUUUUGAGAAGAAGCCUAUCGUCGAUGAAGAUGGCAUGGAAGUUGUGCAAUAUGACAAAUACGGAUAUGGAAUUUUCCCUGAUCGACCAAAGCAUCCCCUGGUGGUCUGUAUGAAGAGAUACUUGCCCCUCUUAAUGCUGAUCUUGAUGACCGUGCUCACCAUCGCUAUUAUGUGUAUCGCCUUCGCCGGAUCUAGGAGGAUUCCUUCCAAAUUUGUGGAAAACAACAAGUAUGUCGAAGCAGUGACAUCGUGUGGACUAGUGCAGGGUAUUAUGGAGAAUAGCGCCUACGUGUUCCGUGGUAUUCCAUACGCAAUGCCACCGGUGGGCAAUCGUCGCUGGCAACCAGCUGAAUCUUUGAGCCGUAUCGAGCACUGCUGGAACGGCACUUAUUUGGCGCAUAACUCCUCUGAGAACUGCUGGCAACGUAAUACAUCCGGUCGUAUAGACGGCGUCGAGGAUUGUCUCUAUCUUGAUGUGUUUACACCAAGAGUUGGAUACAAUUUUCCAUUACCCGUAGUUGUAAUGAUCGGCGCCGAAACCCUGAGUGGCGGUUCACCUGGAGUGAUGCAACCUUCUGCCAGGACAGCACGCAUUCGUGACAUCGUAUUCGUACGACCAAAUUUCCGAAUGGGAAUUUUUGGAUUUUUGGCGGUCGAGCCUCUUACCAGAGCGACCCAUCCUCCAACAUCGGGUAAUUAUGGAUUGUCAGACAUCGUAGCAGCUCUUCAAUGGAUACAAUUGAACAUUGAAAAUUUCGGCGGCAACAAAUCGUCUGUUAUGUUGUGGGGACAUCGAGCGGGCGGCACUCUUGUAACAACAUUGAUCAGCCAUCGUCGAGCAAAGAACCUUUUCUCGAAAGUGUGGAUAUCCAGCGGUAGCGCGAUCUUCCCAAGCAGAGAAUUGAACUUGUCUGAAGACAUAAACCGACCAUUCCUUGAUUCCAUUCGUUGCAGCGAUGCCGCCUGUCUCAGAAGCAAGAGCGCCGAAGAUCUUAUGGAUGCUGUGCCAGAGACGUGGUACGUAGGUACCGUUGGUUUACCAGAAAUGAAAGAAGACGCAAGCACUUACACGCAAAGAAGACAUGAAUGGCUUGUUUUGGACGGAACAAUUCUUCAGAAACACGUCGGUGUUUCUAAAAUCUUGUCGCAAGACAAUCUUAUGAUAAAGAUAGUGAUGGGUACCACCGCGCACUCUGGUACCCCGCCGCCAUAUUUAUCACUAAACGUUACUCUUAACGCGACACAGAUCGAAAAUAUUGUACAAGAAUCCUUACUCGGAAUGAGAGGCUAUACGCCUGAAGCUCUGAGGCUCUACAAUGCUACAUUGAAGGGUUUAGUCACAAUGAUCUCCGAUAUUCGUGUAGUAUGCCCAUUACUAACGCUCGCCAGGAUGAAUACCAACAUACCAUUUUACGUAGCUACUCAACCACGCCAACAGCAUUUGGCCGAUCCUGACAGUGACGCUGCGGCCAUUUUAGGAACCUACAUUGCUGUUACGCCCGAAGAGAAGAGACACGUAUUAGCUAUGCAACAGUUAUUUAACCAUUUUGUUUGGCAUGACAAAGUCAUGCAGUUUGAUCAGUCGGGUGCGAAGAGAGUCUUGAUUGUUGAUCAGGACACGAUGCCCGCGCAAAGUUAUUCGAAUUGCGAUUUCUGGAUAAACAAAAACAUUGUACCUCAGUGCGGCCGGGUUGAUUAAACAGGCUUUCAUCGCCGUGUUUAUGAUCGCAUAUUUAGGCUCUGAAAAUUUGCAUUUUGAAUGGCGUGUAUUGUUUGUUUAAUUUCUGCGAAUGCUAAUUUUUACAACAUAAAUAAGUACUUUGACUAUUUGAAUAAAUUCAUGCGAUAAAUAUUCAUUGAAAUUACGAAAGACGAACAAAGAUAAUGUCUUUAUAGUGCGACAUAUAAUAGUACCUGUUAUAGCCCAAACGGCUAUCAUAAAUAAGGAGUUCUCAUGAUUUUUGAAAAAUAUAACAUUUUAUAAUUUAUAUAUAUAUAUAUAUCUUUAACUGCAAUGUUCAAAUAAUUUUUAAACACAAAUUAUGCAAGAAAAUAAAUAAUAAAGUAUUGCAAUAUUUGAAAUGCCGAAGACGGUCCGGAUACGACCGAGCUCUCCCGAACACGUUGUGACGUCACACUGCAACAACGAAACCACAAUUCUUCAGCAGGAAAUUAAUUUAUUUAAAAAAUGAGCAAAUGAAACACAUACAAAACGUGUUUUGUACCUUUGUGUAAAAGUACGACAAUUAAAAC
This is a messenger RNA of Cyphomyrmex costatus, 2330 nucleotides long. RefSeq names its product Neurotactin (gene Nrt). Lineage: Eukaryota; Metazoa; Arthropoda; Insecta; Hymenoptera; Formicidae. The transcript is spliced from 4 exons. The annotation marks the transcript as partial. The record is from RefSeq and is a predicted model, not a curated record.